Messenger RNA from Carlito syrichta (Philippine tarsier), 801 nucleotides. Its product is annotated as proteasome assembly chaperone 2-like. Lineage: Eukaryota; Metazoa; Chordata; Mammalia; Primates; Tarsiidae. The record is from RefSeq and is a predicted model, not a curated record. Gene Ontology annotation, cellular component: cytosol; nucleus. Gene Ontology annotation, biological process: proteasome assembly. The coding region runs from base 15 to 749 and encodes 244 amino acids. The transcript is spliced from 2 exons.
GCUUGACUGCGACCAUGUUCUUCCUGUUCAUGGAGUCGGUGCCCAACCUCACCGGCUUCACCCUCCUGAUGCCAGCAGUAUCUGUUGGAAAUGUUGGCCAACUUGCAAUAGAUCUGAUUAUUUCUAUGCUAAACAUGUCUAAGAUUGGAUACUUAUAUACCGACUGUCUUGUGCCAAUAGUUGGAAACAAUCCAUAUGCAACUGGAGAAGAAAAUUCAAUAGAACUUAGUAUAAAUGCUGAAGUAUAUUCAUUGUCUUCAAGAAAGCUAAUGGCUCUUCAGUUAAGACCCAUUUUCAUUAAAUAUAAAACAAAGCCAGUCUGUGAAAGACUACUUUCCUGGGUAAAAGGCACCAGCUGUGCCAGAGUUAUUGUGCUUUCAAGUAGUCAUUCAUACCAACGUAAUGAUCUACAACUUCGCAGUCCUCCCUUCCGGUACCUACUUACACCUCCCAUGCAAAAAAAUGUUCAAAAUAAAAUGAAGAGCCUUAAUUGGGAAGAAAUGGAAAAAAGCCCAUGCAUUCAUGAAAUAAAUGGUUCUGAGUUUUGUAUUCGUAUUCCGAGAGGAGGUAUCACAAAAGCACUCUGUGAUGAAAACUGUUCUAAAGAUAUCCAAAUGGCAGUUCUGCUGAAAUUUUUUUCAGAAACGGACAAUAUCCCAACUGCAUUAGGUCUUGUUGAGUAUCUUAAUGAAUGGCUUCAAGUAAUCAAACCACAUAGUGAGGACCCCACAGCACCUUCCUUGCGGUAGAAAAUACCAAGUUCUUGGAGAUUACUUUUUGGCAGUGGUCUUCCCUCUGCAC